Kluyveromyces lactis is the source of this 1536-nucleotide messenger RNA. RefSeq names its product aspartyl protease BAR1 (gene BAR1). The record is from RefSeq and is a predicted model, not a curated record. Gene Ontology annotation, biological process: proteolysis. The transcript has a single exon. Bases 1 to 1536 code for a protein of 511 amino acids. Gene Ontology annotation, molecular function: aspartic-type endopeptidase activity. NCBI's taxonomy places the organism in Eukaryota, Fungi, Ascomycota, Saccharomycetes, Saccharomycetales, Saccharomycetaceae.
AUGAUUUUACCUUCUCUCACAAUUCUAUGUUUACUGACAUCUUUAAUAAACUGUCGUCAAAUAGAGUUCGAUCAUGAUUCAAAAGUCAUUCAGCUGCAACUACUUAAACCAGCUGAUAGAAGUCUACAGAAAAGAUCUAAAAGUUUUGAAAGUAAACUAAAUCCACAGGACUACUUUUAUACCGUUGAACUUGGUGUAGGUACACCAUCGCAGAAAAUAAAUUGUAUAUUCGAUACUGGAUCGUCAGAUUUAUGGGUACCGGCUAAGAGUAAUCCAUUCUGUCUAGGAAACAAGCUAGAUACAAAUGGUACUAAUGAAUUCCAUGGCACAGAAAUAACACCAAUACUGGAUUGCGAUAAGAUUGGCGUUUUCGACCCAGGUUCGUCCUACAGUCUGAGUGCAACUGGGUAUAAUUUCUCCACUCAGUACUUUGACGGCAGCUAUUCAGAUGGGUUUUGGGUCGUCGAUGAUAUUUCAAUUGCCGACCAGCAGGUCCCAGAUCUGCAAUUUGCAGUUGCUAAUAUAUCAAGUGCUCCAUCAGGUGUACUAGGUGUGGGACUUCCUAGACUGGAAGCAGUUCGUGGAUACGAUGGAGCCCCCAAUGCGAAUUACGAUAACUUUCCGCAGACACUGAAAAGUAAUAGAUUGAUCAAUAGGGUGUUGUACUCGUUGUAUUUCGAUAGUGGAGACCUAGAAAGUGGAACAGUGCUCUUCGGAGGUAUCGAUGAGAAAAAAUACGAUGGUGUGCUGUAUACUUUGCCAUUAGUCAAUAUAUAUGAACAGAUUGAUGAACCCGCUGCUUUUGAUAUCACUUUACAAGGACUUGGAAUAAGAAGUGAAUCGAAUUGUAAAGAUACUGUCAUCGCGCAUAAAAAGGCCCCAGCACUACUUGAUUCUGGUAGUACAAUCAUGGGAGCUCCUCAAGAGGCACUAGAAAGUAUUGCCCAAGAACUGGGCGCUGCAUUCUCGGAAAGCGACGGGUUGUAUGUGUUAGAUUGCCCAGCAUCCAAUGAUGAUCGCACAUUUUAUUUCGAUUUCGGUGAAUUGAAACUGAAAGUGCCAAUACAUGACCUCUUAUAUCUACCUGAAUCCGGUCAGAAUUAUUGUGGGUUGGCAAUAAUUGCGAGUGGCGAAGAGUGGAUCCUGGGGGAUCUUGUUUUGAAAAGCGCAUAUGUAGUAUAUGACCUUGAUAACUUGGAGAUCUCUAUUGCCCAGGUAAAAACCACGAGCGGGUCAAGAAUACAAACAGUAAGUGCAACAGGCUCUCUGCCUCAAACUAGAAAAUCAAAUUCUACCCCCUGGAGUCUGUCUGGCAGUACCAACUCAAGUACAGACUCUGUAUUUGAUAAGCCUUUACCUAAGAAAUGUCAAAAAUCACCCUCUAAGACAUGUCCGGCAAAGAAAAAAGGAAAUAAAAGAGAAGUCUUAAUCAAUAUACAUGACAAUCUAAUUAUGCUUGAAAACUCUGGUUCUUCUAGUUUAAGACCAUCCUAUCUGCUUUGCGCAUUGUUAGUACUCUUCCAUUCUCUCCUAUGA